AUGAAUCCAGGAGAUAAACCCUUCACAAUUACCUACCUCAUAGGAUAUGCAUUGACAAAUAGUCAUCAUAGCAUAGACUAUAAAAAAGAAGAAUACAUAGAACUUGAAGAUGUAUUAUCAGAAAUAGGACAUGUCAAAGAUAAACAAUUUUGUGACAUAGAUCCUCAAGAUAGCUCUUGGGCUUUAAACAUAGCCAGAAACAAAAAAGCUUUAGGAGAAAGGCUACAACCUAGAAUCUCAAUAGAUUCUCUUCAUAUAGGUGAAAUGUCCAAAUCUAUGGAACCUACUCCAAGAGAUAUACUCAAAAGCAUAAGAAAUGAAGAAUUAAUAAUCAAUGGAUCAAAUGUCUCGAUUGUUGGUCAAGCUCUUAGGUUACUAGAUCUUGCUGAAUCUAAAGGAAAGGAUAUAGUAAACUUAGAAAUCUCUGCAUCUGAGGAACUUAAACAACUUUUCCACUUUGAUGAAACGAUUAACGUCAUAGAAGAAACAUCUGCCAAAGAAACCUCUGUAUAUAUUUCAGAAGAAGAAGUAGAAUAUCUUUCUUCUGAUAUAGAGCCUAACUUCGGGAUGAAUAAGACCGAAUCACAUUUAGAUCAUCCUGGAGAAUCUUUUUUUGAAGGUGAAUGA
Molecule: messenger RNA, 627 nt
Organism: Lactuca virosa
Lineage: Eukaryota; Viridiplantae; Streptophyta; Magnoliopsida; Asterales; Asteraceae
Source: the annotation of a GenBank genome assembly